GCAGAAACAGGAAGAAUAUAAACCCAUAAACAGUCAACCUGAUUGGCAGCUACCCCCAAGUCCGAAUUCUGGCACGUGAGGAUCGGUGAUCGCACUGUUUGCACUAAAACCUUCGUAUUUUUUCACCCGUUGAUUUAAAUCACUACCAAGCAUGUUUUCACGACUCAGAGCUGCUGCUCGUACUGUAAGACAAUACAGCACCACACAAGCUCCUAAGCCUCUGUCCACCGCCGGACGCGUGGGAGUCAUAUCGGCUGCUGUUGUGUCCGGUGCCGCCGGGGUUUACUUUGGCAGCACCUAUUUCGGUGGUAGAAAUGACAUCUACACUCGCUCGACCGCACCGCUCGAUGCAGUUCCACCACUCCAGUACGCCGAUAAAAACACAUACGAAGUGGCAAUUGCUGAGAUGAAACAAGUGGUAGGCGAAGACAACUGGUCGGUGUCCGAAGACGAGAUUCUUGCCGUUUCUGACCUUUUCUUCAGCACUCACAGACCUCCAAAACCCGCAGAAAACAAGCCCAGUAUAAUCAUAAGCCCGGCUGAUACACAACAAGUGUCUCAAAUCGUCCAGAUUGCCCACAAGUACCGGGUGCCAAUUGUUGCCAACUCAGGAAUGACCUCCUUAGAAGGACACACGAUGCACACCAGAGGUCCUUAUAGUGUAUCAUUAUCGUUUUCAAGGAUGAACAAAAUCUUGGAAUUCCACCCCGAUGACUUGGACGUAGUGGUUCAACCAGCGGUGGGAUGGCAGGAAUUGGCUGAGUUUUUACAGGACCACGAGAAGGGUAAACGGUUGAUUUUUGGGCCUGAUCCCGGCAUGGGUGCCACCGUGGGUGGUAUGGCCAGUACGUCUGCCUCCGGUACCAAUGCGUACCGUUACGGAACCAUGAAGGAAAACGUCGUGAACAUGACGGUGGUUUUGGCUGACGGGACCAUUCUCAAGACCAGACAACGGCCCAGAAAAUCCAGUGCUGGCUACGACUUGACCCGUUUGUUCAUUGGCCUGGAAGGAACAUUGGGCUUGAUCACCGAAAUAACCAUAAAACUUCAUGUCAAGCCCGUGUACGAGUAUGUGAGUAUUGCCACGUUCCCAACGAUGAAGGAUGCCACCAAAACUGCUUCUACUAUUGUGGCCAAGAGCGGGCUCCAGUUGAAUGCAAUUGAGCUUCUUGAUACCACCAUGGUGGGGUUUGUGAAUGCUGGAGGUAUCACCGAUGCCAAGGGCCGGCCCAAAGUUUUUCUUGAGAAGCCUACGCUUUUGUUGAAGAUUGGUGGGCCCACCAAAGAAUCGAUUCACCAAGACACAAAGCUCGUGCAACAAAUCGCCAAAGACAAUGGAGUUGUGAAGUUUGAGCUGUCCACCUCGGAGGAGGAAAAUGCCUUACUUUGGUCUGCUAGACGAAAUGGGCUCUUUUCCACCAUUGAACACGGUCAAAAGGUUUUGGACGACCCGAAUGACGUCCAGUGUUGGACCACCGACAUCGCUGUGCCGCUUUCAAAUCUCCCCGAUGUGAUUUCCGAAACUCAUGAUGAUUUGAACCGUCUGGGAUUCAAAGGAAAAUUCGCAACCAUGGGCCACAUUGGAGAUGGAAACUGCCAUUUUUUGCUUUUGUACAACAAAAAGGACUAUGGGAAGGCCCAGGCGGCGGUGGACCGAAUGGUGGAACGGACCCUUCAGUUUGAAGGGACUUGCACAGGAGAACACGGGGUUGGGGUAGGAAAACGGAGAUUUUUACCAGUGGAACUAGGCCAGCCGGCGGUGGACUUGAUGAGAAAAAUCAAGUAUCUGUUGGACCCGCACGCAGUUUUGAAUCCUGAUAAGGUGGUGAAGUUAGAAGCCGGGGACCCGCUUGAUGAGCUUCUUGAGGCCGGCCAUGUGGCUGAGUCUGGAAAAGGAUGUUGUUAGAUCAUAGACUAUUAUAGAGGAAUCCUGGGCGGCGCACGCGCCCGCACCACCGAAAAA
Molecule: messenger RNA, 1963 nt
Organism: Yamadazyma tenuis ATCC 10573
Lineage: Eukaryota; Fungi; Ascomycota; Pichiomycetes; Serinales; Debaryomycetaceae
Product: FAD-binding oxidoreductase
Biological process (GO): lactate catabolic process
Cellular component (GO): mitochondrion
Molecular function (GO): D-lactate dehydrogenase (NAD+) activity; D-lactate dehydrogenase (cytochrome) activity; FAD binding
Source: RefSeq, a predicted model, not a curated record